ACCGAGCGAGCAGUUGCAGAUGCGCCUCUGAACGCGGAGGAAAGAGGAGGUUGUCAGCGCGGGGGACUCUUAGAAAGCUUUCUUAAUGCUCUCACCUGGUGAAAUUUGCCUCAUUCGAAUGGCAAAAUCUUGACGUAACGCGCGGUGUCUGUUGAUAUUCUAUACGUAUCUUCGCUAUAAGAGGAACACGCGCGGGUUAUUUCCAUUUGCGCGUCGCGCGCUUCCCGCUCUCUGGAUCACUGCGCUAUAGAUGAAAGGAAUGUACUGUUGUACAGCGGAAUGACUUGCGUUAAAACGGUCGAAGUGGAUUAGACCAAUGAUGGCAGCACAUGAUGCUCAGAGAGCAUGCUCAUCUGUUGUAUUACAAGAAAUGAAUGGCCUUGCUUGUCUCUAAUCAACCUUCGACCUUUGUCUGUCUAACCUGUAGAAUUUCAUACACCAACUUCAAUCUAAAUAAAAGGAGACUUGGCAUCGGGACAUUGUAUCCGUCGACAGCACAUCAGUUAGAGCCUAGGGGAGGCUUACUAUUGGAUUCAAAAGUGAUCACUACAGCCAUAAAUGGUUAAUUAUUUUUGAAGUAAAGUGCUUUUGCCAUACAAUCUUUAAGAAGCAACAACUUACUGGUGGGAAUUGUGCCAACAUGAAGGACAUAUCAUUUGUGGAUUAUUUGCUAGUGGGGCUUACAGUGACUACCUUUGUUCUUGCUGCAGAAGAGAGAGUCGACUGUCCUAAGCUUUGUGUAUGUGAGGUUAGACCCUGGUUUUCUCCUAGCUCUGUCUAUAUGGAGGCUCCUACUGUUGACUGUAAUGACUUGGGACUUUUUUACGUACCCAUGAGAUUGCCAGUGGAUACACAAGUCGUUUUACUGCAGACCAACAACAUUGCUAAAAUUGAAAAACCUUUGGAUUACCUGCCCAACAUCACAGAGAUUGAUCUCUCUCAAAACAACCUAUCCUUAAUAAGUGACGUCAACUUGGGAUACCUCCCCCAACUUUUGUCCCUACACAUGGAGGAAAACUGGAUAUGCGCACUACCAGACAACAGCCUUUCUCAACUGACCAACCUUCAGGAGCUCUACCUGAACCACAACAACAUCUCCUUCAUUUCUCCAGAGGCUUUCCGUGGUCUUCAGAGCUUGCUGAGAUUGCAUCUCAACUCCAAUUGGCUUCAGAGUAUCAGCAGCGAAUGGUUUGAGCCCUUACCAAAUUUGGAGAUCUUAAUGAUUGGGGAAAAUCCUGUCCUCUCUUUUCAGGAUAUGAACUUCAAGCCUCUGAGAAACCUGCGGAGCCUGGUCCUAACAAGGAUGAACCUGUCACAUAUACCAGACGAUGCACUUCUGGGCCUUGACAAUCUGGAGAGUAUCUCAUUCUAUGACAAUGUAUUCCCCAAGGUACCCCAUGGUGCUCUCAGGCAUCUUAAGAGCCUCAAGUUUUUAGACCUUAAUAAGAAUCCCAUCGGGCGAAUUCAGAGGGGCGACUUUGUGGACAUGCUCCAUCUUAAAGAGCUGGGCAUUAACAGCAUGCCUGAGUUGGUGUCUAUUGAUAGUUUUGCCCUAAACAACCUCCCAGAGCUGACUAAAAUCGAAGCCACCAAUAACCAUAAACUUUCCUACAUCCAUCCAAAUGCUUUCUAUAGGUUGCCAAGGCUGGAAACUCUAAUGUUGAAUGGUAAUGCUUUAAGUGCCCUGCACAGGAUCACAGUGGAGUCCCUUCCAAACCUCAGGGAGGUUAGCAUGCACUCUAACCCUAUUCGCUGUGACUGCGUCAUGCGAUGGAUGAAUAUGAACAAGACAAACAUCCGCUUCAUGGAGCCUGACUCCCUGUUCUGUGUGGAACCCCCUGAGUAUGAAGGUCAGCAUGUGCGUCAGGUUCACUUCAGAGAGAUGAUGGAGAUCUGUCUCCCCCUCAUCUCUUCAGAGAGCUUCCCCACACAAAUCAGCAUUGACAGUGGCAGAUCUUUGUCUCUGCACUGCCGCGCCUUCGCUGAACCCGAGCCAGACAUAUACUGGGUGACUCCAUCUGGGAAAAGGGUCCUUCUAAAUGCUGUGUCUGAUAAAUUCUACAUGCAUGCCGAAGGCACACUUGAUAUUUAUGACAUCACUGAAAAUGAGGCUGGAUUGUACACAUGUGUUGCACACAAUCUUGUUGGAGCAGACCUUAAAUCUGUCUCGGUUGAGGUGAAUGGCUACUUCCCACUGCCUGUCAAUGACUCACUCAAUGUCAACAUCCAAUCUGUGCAGACCAACUCUGUAUUGAUAUCCUGGAAAGCCACUCAUGGUAGCUUGGCACCAAACAUUAAAUGGUAUACAAUGCCCAGUGCAAACCAUCCAACUGUGGCAUUCACUGCUAGGGUGCCAUCCGACAUGACCGUGUAUAAUCUCACUCAUCUAAGCCCUGCUACACAGUACAAAGUGUGCGUGGACAUUCAUAGCAUCCACCAUAAACAUGACACCAAGUGUGUCAGUGUUAUAACUAAAGAAUUAGAACAAGCCAUAAAAUACUCUGAAAGGUGGGAUGUUGCGUUGGAUGCUGCUUUUGGUGUGCUUUUUAUUUUGAUGUCAAUGGCUUGCUUUCUAAUGUAUGUCUUCAUGAGGAACCACUGCUUUUAUGAAGAUUUGAGGCGAUACCCAUCCAAAAUGGCUCUGAUCUCUGAGACCAGCCAGCAAUCUCCCUUUACAAGGCUUUGGAUUUCUGGGAAAGGGAUGCCAGAUGCAGUUGAGGUGAAAGCCACGGUCAUAAAUGUGUUGGAAAACGACUUUUAAGCUGCCCAUGCGGAGGACCACAAAUGCGAGAGUGGAAAACUUACUGUUCCAACUUGCCGUUUAUCUUUUUGCCUGGACACAGACAUCAAAUUCAGUUGGAAGGGAUGUCUGCACGUUUAAUUAGCUAUAUAGCCCCUCGUCAUGAGCUGUCAGACAUGGCAAGUGUCAGUGAAAUGAUGGCAACUACCCAGAGGUAGCUGGAGAGAGUUGCUGCUAAAAUAUGCAGUGUGAUAUUUCCAGGUCAUUCACUAAGAACAGAUGCUAUUAAGACAUGGGAAGGUGUUGUUUCUCAUACCUGACUGUUAAAUGUGUAAAGAGUAGUGGAACAGUUAAUGUGGUCCAAGCAAUACCGCCUGUGCUGUACAACAACAAUAGGCGAGUAAGGAGACCGACUGUUUGUUAAGAGGGAAAUCUCAUAGAAUAGAAGGUUACGGUGAUUAUGAUGUGAACUUUUGAUGAAAUAUGUUGUUUUUCUAUUUAAUAGCAGAUCUGUCUUUUCAUGGCUAAAAUUGUUAUAUAUUCUAUCCAGAAAUGUAACAGGUAUCUUCUGUGCAGUAGCCAGGCUGUAAACAAGUGUGAAUUACUUACAGUAUGAAAGAUACAACUUAAGAAACAAGUCCACACAUUUGCUGAAUAAAACAAAAUAUAUAUAUAUAUUAUAUUUGGUUAUAUUACUAUUAGGACUGGAUGUUGUUGAAUGCAGACACUUUAAAAAUAUCUCUGACAUAAAUUGCGCAAGGUUGACCAUGACAGGGUAAGUGCCUACUCCUGAAUCUUACACCAGAAAACUUUUGAAUGUUAUUUGUAAUGGUUUUUGAGAGAUCCCUGGAGAAUAGAGGCAUGAGUCCAGUCUCACAUGCAAAUUUGUGGAAAUACAAUCUCAGUACUUUGAGCAUUAACAUAAUUUAAAAGCAUAGUGCCCAUGCUUUGGGUGUGAAAAGUUAAAAGCCAUUUUUAUAUUGACUGUGCUGUUAAUUUGUCAAUGAGACUAAUGAGCUUAAGGUAAUGUAAAAAAAAUAUAAAUGUCAGCAUCCUUUUGGAAUCAGGAUGCUUACUGCUCCAGUUUUUUUUCUUCUGGUGAAUUUAAAAAAAACAUGUGAUUUUUGAAAAAUUCAUAUCGAAGAAAAUUGACCAUCAUCAAAAGAAGCUACAUAGUGUCUUGACAACAUGGAUACAUAAAUGAAAUUAUUUACAUUUUUACUACACAUUCCUUGUCUACUUAUGCAACAAUUCAUCAUGAUUUAUAUUCAUUGUCUGAAAUCCAUCUUAUUUUUUAACCUCUCCCCACCAACCACCUGUCUCCAUUCUUUUAUUGAACACCUCCUCUUCACGAUCUACUCAAUUGGAACUUGAUAAAAAUCAAUAUGUCACAUUACAGAAGUAAAAUGGGUUGCAAAAGUAUUUUUGACUUCAAAUGUAUUCAGAGGGGAUUGUGUGGUUCCAGUCUAUGACAACCAAAGCAGCUGCACAGAAUCACAUUAUUAGCUCUAUUUAAGAUCCAGCACAGACUCGCAACUCCAAAAACUACAAACAUGAUGAAUGCUUGUCAGCCACUGAGUGACAUGGAGGAUUUGUCAGACGGACAUGCUCGUACAUCAGUGAGACUUUCAGCAGUUCAGACAGGCCUUUUAGAGGCUGGCUAUCAGUCAAACACAAGGAGAGCUAAAUUAUAACUCAAACUCUAUGCCAGCAAUGUUCGGGCAGGCAGGAGUCCACCUGCGUUUGCCUUCACUUUACAGUCACAUAUUAGGUUGAGGUGUUUCUAAAGCUCACAGACAAGGUCACUGUGUAUCUGCACUGCAUUAAAAUUGUGUUAUUCAACCAAAAUGGAUUUUGAAGAGCAGAUAAAUAUCAAGAUUGCGGAGCAUAGUAAGAGCUGAAAAAUACAAAAUGGUGUUUAGUUUGUAGUCAGAUUACAUUGUUCCCAUGUGCUUCAGUGUUCUGUGGUAGCCGUUUUACAAAUGUACAUAUUAAACUUAAAAAUUACUUCCUGCUGUAAAAGACCUCUGUUCAGUCGGGAAAUGAAGAUGGGACCCGGCUAAUCAGGCAACAUAAAGUUGUAAUGAUACAAAUGAAAUACAACAUAGCAUAAAAGACACACACAAACAUAACUCUGUGUUUCUCUCUCCCUCACUGGUGUCUCCUGCUCCCUUUUAUCUCUCUCCCACUGAUGAGGUGACUCGGCGCUGGCCUGGCCACACCCUCCUCCUUGUCACACUCCGCCAACCGAUUCAGGCCAGGGAAACCUCCGGCUUGAUGUACUACCCUCCCUUCCUGGAGGGGAGGUGUUGCCUUUUCGGCUGUCCUUUUUGUGGCAGAUCUUCCCCACCUCUUUGGGCCCUGAGAGAGAUGAGGGGAGGAGGGGGAAAGAGCGAGGGGGAGAGAGAGAGAGAAACUGGCUUGCUGGUCCGGAACACACUGUCCAGUGGUCCUCAGCGGUUCUGCCCCUUGGCGGAUGGCAGCGGUUCUCCCACGAUCCGGCAGACGGCAAUGGGUCCUCCGUCCCCUGGUGGCCGGUAAUGGUUCCUCCGCUUCCUGGCAGACAGCAGUGACCCCUCCGUCACCUGGCAGAUGGCAGCAAUCCGUCCAUCCCCUGGUGGACGGCAAGAGCUCCUCUGGCAGAUGGCAGCAGCUCAUCUGUCUC
This is a messenger RNA of Xyrauchen texanus (razorback sucker), 5405 nucleotides long. RefSeq names its product leucine-rich repeat neuronal protein 3. Gene Ontology annotation, molecular function: protein binding. Lineage: Eukaryota; Metazoa; Chordata; Actinopteri; Cypriniformes; Catostomidae. Bases 641 to 2761 code for a protein of 706 amino acids. The record is from RefSeq and is a predicted model, not a curated record. The transcript has 2 exons.